This is a messenger RNA of Uloborus diversus, 606 nucleotides long. RefSeq names its product solute carrier family 23 member 2-like. Gene Ontology annotation, molecular function: transmembrane transporter activity. Bases 1 to 606 code for a protein of 201 amino acids. Gene Ontology annotation, cellular component: membrane. The record is from RefSeq and is a predicted model, not a curated record. Lineage: Eukaryota; Metazoa; Arthropoda; Arachnida; Araneae; Uloboridae. The transcript is spliced from 4 exons. Gene Ontology annotation, biological process: transmembrane transport.
AUGGCGGAGGAUUCUAUAGAAGAGCCAGGUUUGGAAAAAUAUAAAACAGAUGUCAUUUACAAAUUGGAAGAUGUACCGCCGUGGUAUAUGUCCAUUUUAUUGGCAAUACAGCAUUAUUUGACGAUGUUUAGUGGAGCCAUUGCAGUUCCAUAUUUAUUAUCAUCCAAUAUAUGCAUGAAAGAGGACAGCCUGUAUAAAGGGCAUCUCAUUUCUGCAACAUUUUUUGCUUGUGGUGUGACUACUCUGAUACAAGUAACAAUUGGAUGCAGAUUACCAAUCAUACAAGGUCCAUCUUUAGGAUUACUUAGCUCAGCUCUGGCGAUCCUCAGUCAACCUAAAUGGAAAUGUCCAAGUGAGCAUUUACUUAAUAAUAUGACAGAAGACAUGAAGAAUGAAGAAUGGAUGUCAAGAAUGCGAGAAAUUCAGGGAGCCAUAAUCGUAGGUUCCGUUGUAGAAGUUCUCAUAGGUUUAACUGGUCUAAUUGGAUUUCUGAUGAAGUGGAUAACUCCUUUAUCUGUGAUGCCAACUAUUACUUUAAUUGGACUGUCUUUGUUUGGCGAAGCAGCUAGGCAGGCAUCCGGACAUUGGGCUGUUUCAAGUUUGUAA